UUACUAGCACGUGUUCGUAAACAAUAUUUCGGAAAGAGGAUCAGUUAUUUAGAUUAGUUGGUUUGUAGUUUGGAUUCUAACCUUUUUAACUCAGGUAGUGUGCCACAGAGCUCAACGCUUCUUAACAAAAUGGGGACAGAAACUAACAAAGAUGAACGUAACAAUCCGGAAUAUCUUGCACAGUUACUUAAAGACAAGAAACAAAUUCAAGCAUUUCCUAAUGUUUUUGUUCAUUUGGAAAAACUUUUAGAUGAAGAAAUAAACAGAGUAAGAUUAUGCUUGUUUCACAACAAAUCCACCGCGCGAGAGCCGUUAAAUCUGCCAGAACCCCAGGGUCCUAUAGUCACAUUAUCCGAAAAAUUAUUUGUACCAGUCAAAGAACAUCCAGAAUUCAAUUUUGUGGGUCGAAUAUUGGGGCCGCGAGGUAUGACGGCAAAAGAAUUAGAACAAUACACAGGGUGCAAAAUAAUGGUACGAGGGAAAGGCUCAAUGAGAGACAAAGCAAAGGAAGAACAGAACAAAGGCAAGCCAAAUUGGGAGCAUUUAAAUGAAGAAUUACAUGUGUUGAUCACAGUUGAAGAUACAAGGAGCAGAUCUGAAUUAAAAUUAAUAAAAGCCGUGGAAGAAGUAAAAAAAUUAUUGGUGCCUUCACCGGACGGGGAAGAUGAUUUAAAGAAACGUCAGCUCAUGGAAUUAGCUAUUAUAAAUGGCACAUAUCGUGAUACAUCGAAACCCACCUCCACACAAACAACGACUGCAUCGGCGACUCAAGCCGCUAGAUUCAUCACAUCUCCAUUAGCUGGAAUGACAGCCAUCCCACAGUUGAGAUCUCCAACGCCAGCAGGUGCCCCAAUUAUCCUAGCUCCUAGAAUGCCAGUAGGUAUGCAGACAUCACAGGCCCAGGCAACAUCCUACCUGAACGGUGGACCACCCCCACUUGUAUCACCGACAGAAGCCGGGAACCAGGGAUUGGUAUAUAAUCCAUACGAGUACCCGUUCUCCUUAGCGCCAGGUACAGCAAUACUGGAAUACCCGUCUUUAGACCAGAGUACCGCCGAAUUGUUUUACAAUGCCGGUGCAGUCCCAAAAAUCCGAAGAACACUUGCAGGAGUGCGGGAGCACCCUUACGCCGGGCUGCCUUCUAACAUCUCGUGGGCGCAGACUUCAACUCAACCCAACGUCCCAGUGUAUAGCAAAGCUAUGCAAAUGAUGUGCCCACAACUUGUUGAUAUGAACAGUCCGUUAUCCUUUCUUAAGAAAGAGUGACCUUGAAAUGUGUUGCCGAGAGACGAGGCGUAGGAAUCUCAUCAACGGGUCGUCAGUUUCUACAUUAACAUGUGCACAGUUAGCUGAUUGGCCUUUUGCUCACUAACCGUCUUCCUAAAGAGUAUUAAAAUUUGUGUAUCCCCGGGCACGUUUAUUACAUGCCCGGCUUAUAUUAACUCUGCUGUUAUUUGUUAGAAACAUUUUGUACUUAAUUGAGAUUUUUUUUCAUAACACUUUAUAUUAUUCAAUUUUAAACAAGUGCCAAUAGAUAUAUUUACAUUGUUAUUGUGCCUUGGUCACUAAUAUUGUAUAUACUAACAUUAUACCUGUUAGAGAGAUUUAUUGUUGGGGGCACUGCAUUUAUUAUGUUCGAGUCAUUGAUUAACCAUUAGGCAAAGUGGCCCACAAUUUUUAUUCAUAACUCAGAAUUUUAUGCCCACAUUUAAGUGUCGUUUGGUUGUGAGUAAAGAAUGAGUAUAUCCCCUAUGGAAUUGUGGAAAAAUUAGGGGACAUAUAACAAAAAAUAUGUAUUGUUUAUCAUUUUAACAUUAUUUUGCCCAGUGUUAUUUGGUUUAUAGUUAAAAUUAUGUAACUCUGUAGUGAAUGAAAUAACGAUAUAUAUUAUUUUUCAUAUUUCAUGACUAAAUGGUAAACGACUGAAUGGAUUAUUUUUCAAGUCAGUAAUUUUUGCCUAAUGGUUUAUUUGCAUAAAAAGUUAAAGGUAGUACCAUAUCAGAAUCCUAUAAUAAUAAUUUUAUUUCCAUAAAGUUUAUACUCUAAAAAAUAACUGUUUUAUAUGCUGCAAAAUAUCAAAAUUUAUAUUUUAAAGGGAGGUAAUUAGAUGUUCAUUUAAAGAGAUUUCAUGUAGAUACUUCAUUGUAAUACUCAGAUAUAAACUCUAUAUAUAUUUUCUACAUUUAAAGAAUUAUUGCCUUUGUUAACAUUUUACUGUUUUAUGAACAAAGAUUUUUUUGUAUUAACUUGUAUUUGUUUGUAACCAGGUAAAUUUUCAAUGUGCACCUUGAUAUUUAAUGUGCUGUAUCAGGAAAAGACAACUCUGAAAUAUUUGGAUGUAAAGAUAAGAUAACUUUUACAUAUAUAGAAAUUAUAAAAAAAAUCAAAUUUAAACGCCAAACUUAUGUUGGUAAAAAAGCACAAAAGUGGUUUACUUUUAAAGCAAUAUAUAUUACAAAGUCAAGACAUUUGAAUCACAAAAUAAUGCUAUGUCAUUACAGAUUUCUUUAAUGCUUUUUUGAAAAGAGGGUGAAAAAAAACUGUUGAAAUAAAAACAAAAUCUAUUAGUAAAAAAAAACAUUCAUUCUUGUUAUUAAUUUAUGUACAAGUUGACUUUUCCUGAUACAGUACACACCAAAGAUGUUAAAUGUAUACAAAGUUAACAUGCUUGUCAUUUGAUAACUCUAAUAAUGCUGAGUCUUAAACAUUUGUGAAAGUCAUGACAUUCUUUAUUCAGUGUUCAUUAUAAAAAAGAAGAAGAAGAAAAUCAGUCAACAUCUGUGUGAAAACAUUUAUAUUUUUAUAAUUUUGAACAAAAAUGAAAUGGAAAGAAAAAGCCAAAAACAAAAUUAAACAAAAAAAACAGAAAAGGAAAGAUAUUUAUAAAUUAUGAUUAGAAUUAAAGUUCUUUGGUUUUAUAAAAUGAUGAUGUUUGCACAAAAAGUGAAAACACUAUUUUAAAAAAGAUAUAUAAUUGGAAAGAGGGCACAUUGGCAUAUAACUUUGUUGAUUUAUGUUGGAAAGGGGUAUAGAUAUAUGAAUCUCAUGUGGAGCUAGUUUUGUAUGGGUCACAUUAACUCGUAGUGCUAGCUUACAUAUUCAAAUGUAGCUACUCUUUGAUGUUGUUGUUGUUGUUAAUGAUAUAGAAAACUUAACUCACUGGACUUUUCUACUUUAUUGCAUAAUACUCAUACCUUUGUCACAAAAAAUAUUUUAUUAGUCACUUGCAUACCAGUCUUGACUGGGCGUAUUACAGUUAAUAUUUCUGUUAGAAGUUUGAGAACUAGUCUGUACACAUAAGUAGACUGUGGUCAGAUUUUUUUUUUCAAUAAGGUUUAAAGAAAUAAAGGAUAGGAAGCAUAAUUGAGAAGGAUAGUUCAGCGAUUUUACUUAAUUACUCACCAUUAUGUUGCAAUAUAGCUGAUCACAAGUAUUUUGUAAGUGAGAUUUCCUUUUUUGUAAAUAGUGCACUUGUUAAUUACAUCAUCAGUCGGUUUCUCAUUUUUUAUCUGUCGGAAAUGUUUGCAUAUCAUUAGAACAAGAGAGUUCAUUUUACAGUCGGCUGUGUCACAUGUCACUGUAUUUAAAUACUAGUACUAUAUGUACACUGGUUGUAUGGCUGCAUUGUGAACAAAUUUAUUUUUUAAGAACUUUUUUUUUUUCGUUUCAAUAUCUAAGGAAGUGAACUUUUGUACCGUCCAGUUGUUGUUUAAACAUAUCACCAUUAUUUUUUCUUUGCUGCUUAAUAUGCAAAAUGCUUGGUUGAUCCAUGCAUUAGGUUUACAUAGAUACAAUUUUAUCAGUUUUUAUAGACCUGAAGGAGUUGUGAUAGGAUUAUCUUUACAUUUUUUUUUUGUCAUUUACAUUGUGUGGUAUUGUUCGGAAUUCACAUAUUUUUUUCUCUCACUAUUUUCAUGUACUAGAAAUUAACCCUGCAUCUAUGCAAUGAUAGAUUUUACAUAAUUAUAUUGUUAUAACAUGUACAACCAAGGAGAUAAACAGUCUUCCAUUGCUAACUUCUUCCACCGUUUUUGUUUACAUAAUUUUUAUAAUAAUCAUACAUGGGGAUAUUUUUGGCAUGGUCUUUUUAUUUCAACAAAUAUUUCAUUUAUUCUGCCCCAUCUGUAUAUAUUGAUUCAAUGAAUACUCAAUAUUAUGUUAAAUAUUUUGUCCUGGAAAGUUUUCGAAAAAAUUACACCAUACUGCAGUUAGAUAUGAUGAUGUAUGAAAUAGACCAUGCAAAAGAUGUCCUAAUUUAUGAUGUAAGUACCUGUGAAUAUACUCAUAGAAAAUUGAUGUGCUUUUUGUACAAUUGCUUAAAAUAUAUGCAUCAAGGUUCCUUUUUUUCACACUUUCUGUAAUAUGAUAUAAUUUAUGAUUUCAUAGGACAAUUUUGUAUUCUUGACAGAUACAAUGAUUGUUAAAGCAUUGUUAUAUCUAUGCUCUAGCAAGGGUAUUUUUCUUUUUAUAAAUUUAAAUGUUUAAAUGAUAUUUGUAAAUAAGACGCACAUUUUAUCAACAAUAACUCAAUUGUUAAAUGAAAACAAUUUGAAACAGUGACUAAAUAGUGACUUUUUGUACUUUAAGACACAUAGUUAUUUUUUUAAAAUCUUCGUUACAAUCAUUUUGAUGUGUUAUUCUUUUUCAAGAAUGGCAUUGAUUAUGACAAUGAACAACUUACAGGUAGUUUAAGAUUGAUUUGUGGAGAGGAACCUUGAAUUAUUUCCCACCUAUGUUUUGUAAAUAUUAACAUGAAAUAACAGUUAUUACAUUGACAUGUAACAGUAGGACAUGGGCUUUCAUGCACUCUGUAAAUUCUUGCUAUAUUUGUACAAAAUACCUCUAAUGCAUAUUUUGUGAAUGAAAAAAAAAAAAUAAUAACAAAACAAAACAAACAAAAACAAGAUCAUUAAAUGUUUCAUUAAGAAGAGAUGUGAAUGUUAAAUAUUGAACAAAAUGAACGGGUAGUAGGUUCAACUAUUGUAUUAGACAUAUUACGGUACUUUAGCUGAUAUCUACAUUUUGUUUCAGUGGCGUUUUUUAUGUCAAGUACAGUACUUUAAAUGUGAAUUUUUUUUUCACGAUUUUUUUUGUGAAAAUUAUUAAUUAUAUUUCCUACACUUGUAAAUAAUACUUUGUAGAAAGGAGUUAGAAACAAAGUGCCUUAACCUGCUUUUUUCUUGCAUGAUGAAGUGUAUUCAUGGCUUUCAUGUGUGAUAUGAUCAGGUCAUACUAACUAACAUGUUUUGUGAGAUAUUUUAACAUUGCUAUAUAAUAAUAUGAAAUUUUAGUGGCUCAGCAUUGAACAUCUGUAAUUCCAUUAUUAUAUAUAAAAGAUCUGAUAUUGCCGGGUUCCAAGUGUAAAAGAUUCAUUUUUAACAAAGAGUUGUAAGAGAAAUAACCAUGUCAUGAUUCAGGAAAGUUAAUUAUUGAAAAAGAAAUAGAAAAAUCUUAAGAAAGUACAUGUAGAAAACAUCACGAAAUUAGGAACAUAUUUUGGGAUGGAUCAUGGUGUUAAUAUUUGUGCCCGGAUCGUUCUUUGAAAAAAAAGAUUUUUUUUGGCAUACAGAGUGGUAGAGUAUUUAUCCUAACUUUAGUUUGAUCAACUGACCAAGGGAACAUAAUGGUGUAAAACUCAUCUUCUGACCAAUGGUUAAGGUGUAUCACUCAUCUGUUGACCAAUGGUCAAGGUGGUUAAAUUCAGAGUUCAUGCUGAUGCCACAGUAGAUAGAUUAUAAAACUAAUGCUUGUAAUGGGGUUUUAUUUACUACCUGAAUCUCAAGUUAUUUAAUACAACCAGCUUUGAUUUUGCAUUUUUUACCAUAUCUGUGUAGGUUGCAUCGGGUGGGAUGGGAAAAGUUAUUUUGUAUUUGUUUCGUUGAAAUUUUCAGUGGCUGUGUUGGAAAACUGAUUAUUGUUUUUUUUUAUAUUUUACAUUAUGUAAUUUAGGUAUAUGGACAUCAUACAGAGUAUUUUAUUCUCACAAAAGAAGAUAAUUAUUUAAAAGAUAUAUUGUUUAAACUGUUCUAUUACAUUUUAUACAAGUAUUACAAAAAUGUUAUUCAGAAUUUUUUGGGGAAAUUUUUUUCUUGUUGUACAGAUAUAGAUAUCUUUUUUUCUUUUCAUAUAUUAAAUAAAUAAAAGCAAGCAAUAAAGUUUGAAUUGCUAACAUUUAGUUUCCUUGUUGUACUAACAUUUUGGAUUUGAUUAACCCCAUCUUGUGUAACAAUUAACACCGAGUAGAGAGACAAAACAACGACAACAAAGAAAACCUGUCAAACAAAUUGGGUCUAUUUCUAACAGUAUUCUACUCUGAAAUCCUUAUAAAAGGGUUGCUAGAAAUUAGCUACCUAUACAGUUAGUGAAGGAAGGAAUGUAGAUCUAUUGUACUCGAUUUGCAGUUUUUAUAUUCAGUCUUUUAAAAUUGCAUGUUUUAUUAUAACAAUGAGAUUAUAAACCUAGCGCCCUUAAUCCAUGUAUACGAGGACCCAAGUUGACAGGUUCCAGCGGUGUUUAUAUUUAUUUUAACUAAUUAACUGUGAGAUCUUCACUAUAUGGUGUAGAUAUAAUAACAAAAAGCCAAAUAACCCCAUCACCUUGCACGUCUUUUCUAACAGUAGAAAUUGCAGCUUGCCGAACUUUUGUCUAACUUGAUUGGCAUCAGUUUUAGGAGCAAUCAUUCCCACCAGCAACACAAUCAUUCAUUCUCAUCAUUGCACCUUUGACCCCUAACAUUAGCCUUAUUAACCAAUCAGAUUCAUAGAUAUAAAUAGCAUCAAAUCAAAUUGAUUUGUAUAAUUGCUUAGAAUUUGUAUUCAUAUCAUAUAGUUAUUACGUAUAUAGUGGAGUAAUUGAGGGGGAUAGUGACACAAAUAUAUAUGUUAUAAUACCGGACUUGGUUGAUACAGUCGUAUCCAAUCCUACAUGGCCAGUGAAGGGACUUGAAAUAUGGUAGUUAGGGUAAGCCUGUGACUUGAUAGAUGCUAAAAAUAGACUUGCAUCAUGAUAUGAAAUAGUGCAGCAGAAUUAUAAAGCUGGGAGCAUGUUACACUUUUCACCCUGACCUUUUUUUGCACUUAUUGCCCCUCUUCAUCCAUUUGUUCACAUUUAUGAAGUCAUUGACAAUCUAACAUAUAAUAACGUUGCACAAUUAAUACUAAUGCUUUAAUAAUGAAAUUGUCAAUAACAAUUUAAUUUUUCUUUAAUUUCUUGUUAUUAUUUUAUAUUUAUACAUUUUUUAAAAACUUUUUUUUAAGAAAGAGAUUAAAUGGCAGUUGAUUAUUUGAAAUUUUAUUCAUUUAAUGGAAUGAUAUUAAACCUUCGUAGAAUUUCUAGUAACUAAAGCAUGUUAACACAAAUUAGUAAUUGACUUUUUAGAAAAAGUAGGGAACUAUUUUUUUUAAUAGUUUACUCUUAAUACACCUUCUAAGUACACUCUUUGCUCAAUCUUGCUCAAAUAUCUUUCUUUAUUUUUGUUUAAAACACAUUGUUUUCUAUUCUCUGUUUGCCAAAAUUUAAAGCCCCAUGACACAAUUUUUUUCGUUUUAUACUUUAUUAAUUUUUUUUUGCAUUUAUUGAUAUUUUGUCCAUAAAAUCAUACAUACGUGUAAGUGCUCAUUUUAUUAUGUCAACGUGUAGAGGUUGGACACGUUUAUUGAAAUUAUGUCGACAUAAAUGUCAUAUUAAAGUUGACAUUGUUGCGUUUGAACUGUGAUCAUGAAAUUCGCAUUUUGUAUAUAUAUAAAAAUUGCAUUUAAUUUGCAGACAUUCUUGUAUUUAAGUUGACCACAAAACCCUCUGUGCUGCUUUUAAAAAAAUCAAGAUUUAUGGAAAAAUAAAGCCCAAAUUAUUUUGUAGUUAGAUAAGAAAUAUUUAAAUUUUAUGAUCAAGUCAUCAAAUUAAUAAAAUUAAAGCAUUAUUUUAAAAUUUCCUUGUUGAAAUAAAUUUAAAAUUUUCAUAUAAAUUUGAAUAUUAAUAAGUUAAAAAGCAAUUAAGCUUUUGUUAAACUUUACAGUUUUGAUUUAAUUUUGUUCAUGGAAGUGUAAUGUGGUCAUGAAAAAAUGUUUGCUAAGUUUUUGUAUUGCAUUUAAUUUUGUUGAGUUGAGAUUAUUUAAGAAUCUCGUAUUUGUAAAUUCAUUUACACUGAAGACUUUUUUGUAUUAUAUACAGUGUUCAUUUAAAUGUGAAAAAUUGUGAACUAUUCAGCAUAA
Molecule: messenger RNA, 8210 nt
Organism: Ruditapes philippinarum (Manila clam)
Lineage: Eukaryota; Metazoa; Mollusca; Bivalvia; Venerida; Veneridae
Product: KH domain-containing RNA-binding protein QKI-like
Exons: 9
Coding region: 130-1266 (378 amino acids)
Biological process (GO): regulation of mRNA splicing, via spliceosome
Cellular component (GO): nucleus
Molecular function (GO): mRNA binding
Source: RefSeq, a predicted model, not a curated record